CACAGUUGACUUUCAGGAUCAUGAGGUUCAUACUGUUACCUUCCAAGGGUCAUUUUGGAUUUCAGUAGUCACAAAUAAACCUAGCUAUCGUUAGAAUGGUCAUAUAUUUCACAUACGGGUUGCUGUUUGCAUAUUUUGCUUUGCCUGGAAUCUUACUUGGGGAUUUAGCUUUCCGAUGCCCAAGUUGCACCGCGGAGCGUUUAGCUGCGUGUCCGAAAGUCACAGCAGUAUGUGCAGAAAUAGUGAGGGAGCCGGGCUGCGGUUGCUGUCCAAUGUGUGCCAGGCUGGAGGGGGAGCUUUGCGGGGUCUACACGCCUAGGUGCUCCAGUGGCCUGAGGUGCUACCCAAGCACAGAUGCUGAAUUACCUUUGCAACAGCUCAUCCAGGGUUUAGGUCGAUGUGGACAAAAAGUGGAAUUAGAUGUCACAACAACUCUGGACCACCAGGCAACAAAUGAGGUACAUGGGACUGAGAAUCCACUCACCAAGAGACCUGCCAUAGAUGCUUGGGUAUGGCACGAGACCGCCAUUAAGCAACACAUGAAUGAGCGCAAAACCAAGAUGAAGACAAAUCAACUAGAGGACCCGCGAACCCAGAAAGUGCCUAAGAGUGCCUGUCAGCAGGAGUUGGACAAGGUCUUAGAGGAGAUCUCCAAAAUGACCUCUGAGGAUAACAGAGGCCCACUGGAGAACCUGUACGGGCUCAAAUUUCCAAACUGUGACAGACAUGGAUUGUACAACCUCAAACAGUGCAACAUGUCCACCCAUGGCCAGCGGGGCGAGUGCUGGUGUGUUAACCCCUUAACUGGGGUCCAGAUACCAGCGACGCCUAAAGUCAGAGGGGAUCCCAACUGUAACCAGUUUCAAGAGGAGCUCAGAGCAAUACCCACUGCAGCAACCUUCCACUAGCACAGUUCAGCAUACAUCAUGACAGAGUUGGAUUUUCUUCAAAAUUCAGAAUCUGGGAAGAUUUUGCUAUUAAUAGGGUCAUCCUAUCAACAUGUAAAAAAGUGAAACGACCAAAACCAAUACCACAUUAGUGCAUGUUUCAUUGCUUACCGACUUCCCUACUUUGUCUGUGGGACUCAGACCGAAGCCCAUUUAUCCUAACAAAGAUGUAAAUUUUUAAAAUGGAGGCCAAAUAUAUAUUCUAAUUUCUUUAAAGAAGAAACAGGUGGCCGCUGUUAAUCAAAGUGAAGUAAAUAGUUCAUUUGUUGUUGACUAGUUUUAGUGGCUGAUUAUUAUAUUGUGCAUUUGGUGCAUUGUGGCAAAUGUGCUAAAUCCUUCACUAUGUUCAUCAGCUAGUUGCUAACUUUGUCCGUUUUUCAUAUGUGCGGCUAGUGUACAGUGGGUUUAUCAGAGCUAUUUGACUAAAAAAAGGCUGCCUGCUGCAGUUGGAAGCAAGGUGAAUAAGAGCAGUGAGACCAAGCCGAAGUUGCAGGCCAGAAAACCAAAAUAAUGAGCUAAAACAGGCAGAAAUGCUCUGUAGAACUGAGGGUAACUGCUGAGUUAGUUGAUAAUUUUCUAUUGGUUCGUCAUUUUAAGCAACCACUUUCACAUUUUACAUAGUCAUUUGAUCUACUAUGAACUUAAAAAUAUUGACUAGUGCAGCUUUAAGUUAAACUUACUUCAGAUUUCUUAAAAAGAAGAACUCCAGCUGUGUGCUGAAGGCCUUAAACAUUUGAAUGCUCACAUUCACACAGUGUUAUGAUCCCUACCAACAUCAGUUGGUAUAGGGGAUAGUCAUGCCAGAUUUGUUGCUGUGCUAACGAUUGGGCAGGGCUGCCACUGAUCACAGUGGGACUUAUACUUCAAGCGGACAAGCCUCUGUUUUUCUUGAGCUGAGGUGAGAAUCUUGCAGGUGCUCCUUAAAAUAUUUUGACAUGUCAAAGAAAUGUAUGCAAAAUCUACAACCUAUUUUACUGGCAACAGUUGGUGUAACCUUGUUUUCAUGAUACUUUCCAAGUAGGUAAUUGAAAGUUUUAUCACACUCAUACUUUCACUGAUUAUAUCUUGUAAUAUUUCUUGAUGCACCAAGUUUGCCUCCAACAUUGUUAGCAUUAAAUGAAUUAAAU
Molecule: messenger RNA, 2074 nt
Organism: Xiphias gladius (swordfish)
Lineage: Eukaryota; Metazoa; Chordata; Actinopteri; Istiophoriformes; Xiphiidae
Gene: igfbp2b
Product: insulin-like growth factor binding protein 2b
Exons: 4
Coding region: 96-908 (270 amino acids)
Biological process (GO): regulation of insulin-like growth factor receptor signaling pathway
Cellular component (GO): extracellular region
Molecular function (GO): insulin-like growth factor I binding; insulin-like growth factor II binding
Source: RefSeq, a predicted model, not a curated record